UCAAAGAUUUUCGUGAACAAUUUUCGUCAAUGAUAUUCAGAAGCUGGUCGGAAUAACAUUGCAAACGUGAAAAUAUAAAAAUAUUUUGAUUUUAAAUAAAAGCAAAACGUGCGUUUAUAUAAUAUUUCUGAAAGUAUACUUGUGCAAUUGAAAAAUAACAUGGUAGAAUCAGGAAAAAAAAUCAGUGAAUUACGUGUCUGCGACCUAAAAGAUGAGUUAGAGAAGCGCAAGCUUGAGACUAUUGGUCCUAAGGCGGUCCUGAUUGAACGUCUGGAGAGGGCAUUAAAAGAGGAGGGGGUAGAUCCCAAUACACAUUUGAUAGUGCCGGCAGCAAAGAACAAAAAACCAGUGCCAGUGCCAAUGAAGGAGGCUGACCCAGAAGUAAAAAUUAAGGAUGAGCCACUUGAUGACGAAGAUGGUGUGCAGGGAAAUGCACAAACUGAUGGAGACGUCGAUGGCGUAGGUGACAAUGGGGCCAAAGAAUAUAGUGCUCACGAUGCGGAUGAUAAUGGGCAUGAAAUUGAUCAAGUGGGUGAUGUCGAUGAUGAAUGUGUUAUACUAGACGACGACGACGAUGAUGAGGAUGACGAAGACGCCCAUGAAAAGUAUGCACAGAAGCAAAGUGAGAAUAUCGAUGUAGUUAUAAAGGCCGAAGCCGUUUCUGCUGGUGAUGAGGAUAUGCAGGAGGAAAAUACAGGUGAUACUGUUAAUAUGGAUAAUGACGAGUCGAUUAAUUUGACAAUUGGUGAAGAAGAACAAAAGCUAUUGCAUGAUGAGGCUCCAGAUGACAAGUCUGUCAAGUCGGUUAAACCGUCUAAUAAGUCAGACAAAUCAAGUGCAAACUCUAAGGAUGCGGAUAAAAAGAGUCAUAAGGAUGACGAUGCCGGACGCGCCAAGAAGAAGGAUGACAAGUCUGCUGAUAAAAAGGAUAGCAGCGAACAAAAGUCGUCGGGCAAAUCGUCGAAUCAAAAGGACGAUAAAGAAAAAUCAACUACAGCCGCAGGCAGCGCAAUAGCAGCGCCGGCGACAACUGGUGCUGGCAACAAGUCGGGCUCUGGCGCAAGCUCUGGCACUGCUGCUUCAACUGGCAACGGCAAUGGCAAGCAGGCAUUGCUGUCUCGCAAUCUUUGGGUAUCCGGGCUGUCCACACUGACACGUGCUAGCGACCUGAAGGCAAUUUUCUCCAAAUUUGGCAAGGUUAUUGGUGCCAAGGUGGUGACCAAUACACGGACUCCAGGCACACGUUGCUACGGCUACGUGACCAUGUCGUCAUCGGGUGAUGCAUCGCGUUGCAUUGAGCAUUUGCAUCGCACGGAGCUGCAUGGACGCAUUAUAUCGGUGGAGCGUACCAAGAAUGAGAUUGGUGGCAGCGCCAGCUCCAGCUCAACAAAGGAGGGUAGCAACAAGUCGCAGAGCAGCAACAACAAGGGCAACAGCAAGCAGCAACUGUCGAACAACGAUGCCAAAAAGAAGGAUGACGAUAAGAAGCAGCAUGCUAAGGGUGGUGCUGAUGACAAAAAGGGAGGCGAUGCUGUUACUGGGGAGAGCAAGCAAGCGGGCGCUGACGGCAGCAGCAAACGUGAUGGCAAGGAGCGUAAGGAUCGUGGCCACAGCCACAAAUCUGGACGCGACGACAAGGACAAGGCUGGUGGCGCUGCUGCUGAAAAGCGACGUGAGCGCGAUCAUCGUUCGGGCACUGGGCACCGUUCACAGAAUCGCGAUGACACCGCGCGCCAGCCGCGUGAUGUUGAUCGUGAGAUUCAGCUCCGUCAACGUGAUCGCGAGCGUCGCCAGCUGUCGUAUCAGAAGAUACGUGAGGAGCGUGAACGCCAGCGUUUGCGUGAGCGCGAACGUGAACUGCGUGAGGAGGAGCGUCGUCGGCGAGACGCACGCGACCGACAGCGCCUGGAAGAGGAACGUCUGGCCGAGGAGCGACGCAAGCUUGCCAUCGAGCGAGAGCGCCUGGAGCGCGAGAAGGCCGAAUUGCUGCGCAUGGAGCGAGAGCGCCAAAAGCUGGAGCGUGAGAAAAUUGAACUGGAGCGUCUCGAGCUGAAGCGACAACAAAUGAAGAUGAUGGAAACUCGUGAUGAUCCUGUUAAGCGCUCCGUAAGCAAACGUUCCGAUGAUCGUUAUACUGAUGUACCAGAUCGCAAGCGUGCAACGGUUUUCGAUGCACCACCGCCACCACGGUUUGAUGCUAGCUUGGUCGGCUCACGCAACGCUGGCAACUAUGAUAAGAAGCACGACGAUUAUGUCGGUUCGUCGAGCUCAAAACGCGGUCUGGACGAUUAUGCCAGUUCCAAGCGCUUGGAUUACUCUAAUAAACGUGGUGAUUAUGGCACCACAACUGGCACCAAACGUGCCGCUAUUGAUGAAUAUUCUGCUGUGCCCAGCAAGCGCUCAGGCGGGAAUGAUUACAGCUCAAGCAGUUCAAAGCAUGAUUAUACAUCUUCAUCGACCAGCAAGCGUGAUGAAUACAAGCGAGAGGUAGAUGUGCGUCAUUUGCCCGUUUCGACUGUUGGAUCUGGCGGCUCCGGCAGCUCCUAUGUACACAAGGGCAAUGCCAACGCUGCCGGCUCUUACGUGCACAAGAACAAUCCCGGCAAUGUGGCCAGCACCUAUGGGCAUAAGAAUAAUGCUGGUGGCGGUGGCGGUGCUGGUGGUGGCAGCGGGCGCUACAAUGAUUCUGAUCGGAACAACGCCACCAACUAUAGGCGUGGCGGUGUGGAAGACGCACACAGCUUAUCACACAACAAGCGCUAUGAUAAUUCAAGUGGCAGCGGUGCAGGCGGCAGCUAUAGCAGCAACUCGAAUAAUGUCAACAUUUGGGCUCCGUCUGGUGGCAGUAGCGGCAUGGGUGGCAAUCCCCUGAAGUAUAGCAACAAUGGCAUGUCCUCCAAUAUGCAUGGCAACAACUCUUGGCAAAAGUCAACACCUAUGGAAGACAACAAUUGGCGUCCCAUGGCGGCGCAGAGCCGCUGGGAUCGUCCUGGUGGCUAUCAAAGCAACAGCGGUGGUGGUGGUGCCAGCGGCAUGUAUGGCGGCAGUCGCCCCACACAGGACCGCUACGGCGGCCAAGUUACACGCUAUUAGAACUCACGUUGACAAAUAUUAUGCAACAAGAAUGAUGAUCAAUAUUUCCUUAAACGAUUAUAUAGCGUUUAUGUUAAUUUCUUUUAGUUGUAUACACUAAGUUGCUUAAAUUAUAAUAAAUAUCAUUAGCUGUAACUAACAUAAACAAACACAAAUUUUAUAUCACACUGUAGUUGUUGCUUAAAUGACUUUUCGUAUUUUUUCGAGGAAUUGUGUAAAUUUUUAGUAAGCUAUUUUAAUAAACAAAC
Messenger RNA from Drosophila busckii, 3341 nucleotides. It is a transcript of the gene Saf-B, whose product is annotated as SAFB-like transcription modulator. The transcript is spliced from 9 exons. Lineage: Eukaryota; Metazoa; Arthropoda; Insecta; Diptera; Drosophilidae. Gene Ontology annotation, molecular function: sequence-specific DNA binding; RNA binding. Bases 160 to 3093 code for a protein of 977 amino acids. The record is from RefSeq and is a predicted model, not a curated record. Gene Ontology annotation, biological process: regulation of transcription by RNA polymerase II; regulation of mRNA processing. Gene Ontology annotation, cellular component: nucleus.